AUGCGUUUCAAUACUGUUCUCUUGCCCCUGGCAGCUUGCUCUGUUGCUGCGGAAUUAGCCAAUCGCAAUGGGGAAGAGUCUUUUACGGGCAGCUACAAAAGCUCGCUUACCAUCACCCACAUUACUACCGCCACCGCCAUCUUCAACAUAGAUGGGGUUAACUUUCUGACAGAUCCUACCUUUGCACCUGCUGGGACCAAAUGGGACAUUGGAAUAGCAAUCUUGACAAACACCGCAGGCCCAGCUCUAGAACUCAACCAGCUUCCUGUCAUUGAUGCCGUCCUACUCAGCCAUGAAGAUCAUCCUGAUAACCUCGACGAAGUAGGCCGUCGCCUUCUUGAUGGCCGAAGGGUCAUAACCACUCCCGACGGAACCCGCAAGCUCGCCCCUCGACCCGGCGUCCAAGCUAUAAAGCCCUGGGAAACCGUGCAGCUGACAGUCAACGGGAAGCAGUUCAGUAUAACCGGCACGCCAUGUGAGCACCUCCCAGGCGGAGAAGUGACAGGCUUCAUCGUGCGCACGGCCAACUUUGGCAAGACUAAUGGCUUGCCCAAUGCCAUUUACAUAUCCGGGGACACCAUUUACCUCGAAGAGCUCAAGAAGAUUCGCAAGAAGUUUCACAUAUUGGCUGCGGUACUCAACGUCGGAAAUGUGAGGAUUGCUGUGUCAGGUCCUCCCUUGCAGAUCACCAUGGACGGAAAGCAAGCAGCAAGGCUUUUCCGUGAGAUUGGUGCCGAUAUUCUGGUGCCGAUGCACUAUGAAUCCUGGGCUCACUUCACCGAGAAUGAGGACCAACUGAGAAAGGUCCUUGAGGAGGAGGGUGUUUCCGACAAAGUGCACUGGCUGGAGCCCGGAGUCCCAUCAAAGAUCUUUUAA
Molecule: messenger RNA, 876 nt
Organism: Colletotrichum truncatum
Lineage: Eukaryota; Fungi; Ascomycota; Sordariomycetes; Glomerellales; Glomerellaceae
Product: Zn-dependent hydrolase of the beta-lactamase
Source: RefSeq, a predicted model, not a curated record